Leptosia nina is the source of this 642-nucleotide messenger RNA. NCBI's taxonomy places the organism in Eukaryota, Metazoa, Arthropoda, Insecta, Lepidoptera, Pieridae. The record is from the annotation of a GenBank genome assembly.
AUGAAGACCUCAGUGUUAUUUAUUCUAUCUUUCGUCGCUUUAAUAAGUGCACAGCCUUUUAAUGGCUUAGACAUGAUGGGAAAAGGACGGCGGUACGGCAUGGGUUAUGACAACAUGAGACCUGGAAGUGGCAUCGAUUUUGACAAUGAAAGACGUUAUCCUAGUGAAAUGGUACCAGGUGCUGGGAUAGUAUUUGAUGAUGGCAUGGGUCCAGCUAUUGGAAUGCCGGGUACCGGAAUGGGUUUCGAAAAUGGAAUGCCUGCUACAGGAAUGGCGUUCGAAAACGAAAUGAGGCCGGAAUAUGGUUUAGGUGGAAUGAACCGUGGUGGUCCGCGAGGAUACGGUUUUGGUCAGUUUGAGAACGGCAAAGAGUUCGCAGGCAGACACUUCAGUAAUGGUGCAAGCGGUAUGCAAGGACAAGCUUUCAAGAACUCGGGUGGUAAACAUUAUCACAACAUUGGGUCACACCAUCAUCAUGCUAAAACUAUCAAGGAAGAGGAAAACGACGAAAGUCACAACAUCGGUGGAAGCGAAGGAUUCGACAAUUCUGCGAAAUCUGGCGGCGCUUUCCGGAACUAUCAGAAUGGAGGCGAAGCUUUUGGAAAGGAGUUCGGUCAAGGAUCUGAAGGUGUAUCGUUUUAA